Aspergillus saccharolyticus JOP 1030-1 is the source of this 1759-nucleotide messenger RNA. RefSeq names its product translation initiation factor eIF-2B subunit family protein. The coding region runs from base 104 to 1759 and encodes 551 amino acids. The record is from RefSeq and is a predicted model, not a curated record. Gene Ontology annotation, molecular function: S-methyl-5-thioribose-1-phosphate isomerase activity. NCBI's taxonomy places the organism in Eukaryota, Fungi, Ascomycota, Eurotiomycetes, Eurotiales, Aspergillaceae. The transcript has 2 exons.
CCGCAUUCUAUUCUCUACAGAGUCAGAAUCCAGACUUGAGAGCCCACACACGAGGUUCCUUACUACGUUUGGCUGUACAUUUGUCCAAUUCACUCUGCGCAAAAUGGCAUCAUCACCGCCACCAUCGCAUCAAGACCACGACCAUCAAUCUCAACCGCUCGAAAAGCGCGCCAUCGUCUCGUCCUUCAUCUUCAAUUUUCAACAUGGGAAACCUCUUAUCGCGCUGUUCAAGCGGAGCGACAAAGUAAGAACUUAUCGCGAGCACCUCGCCCCAAUAUCUGGCAGCAUAACCUCAGAGGACCGCGACUCGCUCACAACUGCUUGGCGCGAGAUCGCCGAGGAGACGGGUCUCGAUCAGUCGAGCCUUACUCACUGGCGCACGGGGAAACCCUUCACAUUUAGUGAUCCUUCUGCCGGACGCGAAUGGACCGUACAUCCAUUCGCCUUCCUCCUAAAAGAGAAGCAAUCAGUAGACUCACCAGCUGAGGAGCAGCCGCCCUUCAAGAUCGAUUGGGAGCACACUAGCUGGGAAUGGCAUUCCCCGUCUUCCAUCCUCAACGAAGAGCUUUCCCCCAUCGUACCCCGACUCAAAGACAGUUUCCGCCGAGUAUGGUUCGAAGGCGAGCUGCGCAGUGAACGCGCCGGCAAGACUCUCGCGACGGGGCUAGAGCGUCUUCGCAACGACCACGAAAGCGGCUCCCAGGAGCUUACGACCAUCGCACUGAUGCUAUUCCGCGACUUCAUCGUCCAAACCGAUGAUGGAGUAGACGACCCCCUAUGGUGGGCGAACGUGCGGAUGGCAGCGUGGCACAUCAUCAAGAACGGGAGGGAGAGCAUGGGCGCCGCGACCAUGAACGCACUCGUGUCUGUCCUCGCCGAGAUCGACGAUAUUCUCCACGGCAACAAGAAGAACAACCACAGCUCCCCAGAGCAUACCUGGGAGCGCGUCCUGUGCGUGCUGGACCAUCACUUGGCCAGUCGCAAAAGUCGCGCGACACAAGUCAAGGACGCCUUCACCCACUACAUCCGCUACCACUUCCUCCACCACGGCGAGCCGCGAGACAAACUCACAAUUCUCACCGUCUCAGCAAGCUCGACCAUCCGCGACAGCAUCCUCGAUGCCUACGCCUCCCUCGACAUCCACCUUUUGGAGCUCCGCGUGCUCGAGUCGCGACCGCUCUUUGAGGGAGCCAGCAUUGCAUCGUCAAUAGUCUGCAAUUUUAAAUCACGGUUCAAAGACACGCCCAAUAAGAACCUCCGCGUCAAAGUGUACACGGAUGCGUCAGCCGCCAUCGCUGCGGCCGGAGUCGAUAUCCUGCUGCUUGGAGCGGACCGCAUCUCCGCCACGCGAGGCGUGAGCAACAAGACCGGCUCCCUCCCCGCCGCCCUGUGCACCAAGCACGUCAGCCCCGACGCGCAGAUCGUCGUCCUCAGCGACCUGGAGAAGAUCAACGGGUCGCCCAGCGUCAUCGACGACGACCAGCACGAGGCCAACUCCCCGCUGGAAAUCAUGACCACCUGGCGCAGCGACGGUGUCAAGGGUGUCGGCGUACUGGAGGAAGGCAUGAAGCACCCCCUGCACGAGGAGGGAGAUCAAACCUCCGCAACGGUCGACGUGCAGAAUAUCUACUUCGAGUGGGUGCCCCUGUACAUGGUGGAUGCGUUCGUCAGCGAAGAGGGCGUCAUGGACGAGAAUCGCGUCCGUGAGAAGUCGGAGCAGCUGGGUAAUACGGCGGACAAGUUCUUCCUCGAUUUGUGA